This is a messenger RNA of Tetranychus urticae (two-spotted spider mite), 1801 nucleotides long. Its product is annotated as cytochrome P450 2J4-like. Lineage: Eukaryota; Metazoa; Arthropoda; Arachnida; Trombidiformes; Tetranychidae. Gene Ontology annotation, molecular function: heme binding; oxidoreductase activity, acting on paired donors, with incorporation or reduction of molecular oxygen, reduced flavin or flavoprotein as one donor, and incorporation of one atom of oxygen; iron ion binding. Gene Ontology annotation, cellular component: intracellular membrane-bounded organelle; cytoplasm. The record is from RefSeq and is a predicted model, not a curated record. Gene Ontology annotation, biological process: xenobiotic metabolic process.
UUCAUCUCGAAAGAGGUUUCGAAACAUCAGAAUAAAUCAGCUUCGUUACAAGUUGAAAACUACAUUGAAGGAUACUUAAAUAACUAUUUUAAGCGGAAAGACAGUCUGUGGACUAUUCAAUGGUUCAACAUUAACAAGAUUUACUAACAGUAUCUUCUACUAUACUCUUUGAUUUUGAUGUUCUCUUUCUAAACGCAAACCCAAAAGAAAUUAUAAUUUUUGAUUGAACUGACUAAUUACGAAAAUGUUGCUUCUUGAUUACUUUAGUGAACCAUCGCCUAUCAUUUACUUGUUUUUGAGUCUGUCCAUUAUUUGGAUCAUCAAAUAUAUUUUCAAAUCUGUGAAACGCUUAUAUGUAUUACCUCCAGGACCAUUUGGAAUUCCGAUUUUUGGUUAUUACCCGUUCUUGAAACAUCAAUUUGAUCAACUAUCCAAAAAGUAUGGACCCGUCUUCAUUAUGAAGUUGGGUCAAUAUGAUACUUUUGUUGUCUGUGAUUGGGAUAACCUUAAAGAUGCCUUCGCAAAUGAUGCUUUAUUGGCUCGUCCUGCUAAAGGCUUCAUAUCAGGAAUAGAGGAAACUCUUUCAGUGAUUGCAAUGUCUGGUGAUGUUUGGCGUGAACAUAGACGCUUGUCAUUAAAUUUUUUGCGAAAUGUUGGUUUGGGUAAACGAGAAAUGGAAACUUUGAUCUCGGAAGAAAUUCAUCAAUUUUUGUCUUCACUUGAAGAUGAUGCAAAUGACUUGCCUCAACGUCUAAUGCCUAGUGUUUCUAAUAACAUUGCAGCUCUUUUAUUUGGUCGCAUUUUUUAUUAUGACGAUCCUGAUAAAAUUAUGAUUGACCAAGGUGUUCAGAGAUUCAGUGAAUCUUUCCAAUUAACUGGAAUACUGAGUUUCUUUCCAUGGUUAAUUAAACCGCUAAUAGCUUUAGGUAAAGCUAAUCUUAAAGUUAUAAGCAAGACACAUCAGCGUAUGCAUGCUUUUAUCUCGAAAGAGGUUUUAGCGCAUAAAAAUAAAGUGAAAUCGACAGAAAUCGAAGACUAUAUUGAUGAAUAUCUUAACGCACAAUCUAAACGAAAAGACAACCUAUUCAAGGACAUGACAUUAAGACGAAAUGUUGUUGGUUUCUUCGUUGCUGGAUCAGAAACGGUCACUAGUACUCUUACUUGGGCAAUUAUGUAUCUCGUCCAAUAUCCUCAAUAUCAAGAGAAGAUUCGCUCAGAAAUUCAAGAAGUUAUUGGAACUGAAAAAAGACCAGAUUUCUCUGAUCGUCUAAGGAUGCCUUUUACUCAAGCCUUUCUUUAUGAAGUCCAGCGUAUUGAAUCAGUUGUCGCUUUUAACCUGAUAAGAAGAGCUUCUCAAGACACAAAGAUUGGUCCUUAUAAUGUUCCAAAAGAUAGUCUGGUUUUUUUCAAUUUCUGGUCCGUCCAUCAUGAUCCCAAACUGUGGCCUAAUCCUGAUAAAUUUAAUCCCAAUCGAUUCCUUGCUGAAAAUAGUACCAAAGUAGUAAAGCCUCCAUAUUUAGUGCCAUUUAGUGCUGGUAAAAGAGCUUGUCCAGGUGAAGGUUUAGCUAAUGUGGAGCUAUUUUUGUACACAGUUGGUAUACUUCAACGAUUCAAAAUCAAAUCAGACAAACCAUUGUCCUUUGAUGCACACUUCGGCCUUACUCGACGUCUAAAAUACAAACCAGAUUUAAUCUUCGAAAAAUAUCUUUCUAAUAAUUCAAUCUAAAUGUCCAUUUAAGUCUAUAAAACUAGUAUUCUAACAAUACAUUUAUUACACGAAAUAAAACUCUUUGUUUCUUGA